AUGGCGCACUCAAAGCGCAACACCUCCCUUCCCCAUUUCACUUCCUACGAGCGUGGCCUCCUCCGCGACAGCUGGGGCACAAAGCGCAGCGUAAUCGGCCGCGAUUCCUUCCUCCCAUUCGCAUCCUGCAAAUUAUGUCUCCAACCAGCCCGCACGCCCGUCGUAGGCUGUGCAACAAACGGUGACCUCUUUUGUCGCGAAUGUGCGAUCAAUGACCUACUCGCUCAACGACAGGAGAUCAAGCGUCUCGAGCGCGAACGCGAGGAUGCUAAGAAGCGGAUUGCGGAGGAUGAUAAGUUAGUGCUGGAAGAAGCCAAGAAGAAAGAAUUGGCCGAUUUUGAACUCGUUUCUAUGGGACUGGAAGCUGGUGCGAAGGGUGCGAAAGCGGGGACAAAGAGGAAGGCGGAGGAGAGUGAAGCUGUUGCGGCGUUUAAGGCGCGCGAGGUUGUUGUUGAUGGGAAGCGGAAGAAGAUUUUCGAGCUUGAUGAGGCCGAGAUGAAGAGGAUUUCGAGGGAGGAGCAGGAGAGAUUGAAGGAGGAGUUGAAGAAGGAGAAGUUCGAGUCGAGCAAGUCGGCGUUACCGUCUUUUUGGGUGCCAUCUUUGACACCGAAUACGGAUGCGGAUGAGAUUGCUGCUAACAAGACUGUGAAGUUGGCGCCCAUAUGUCCUGGGUCUUCGGAUACGAAUAGACAUACCUAUUCGCUUAAGAGUCUGGUUGAGGUCAAUUUUACAGAGGAAAAAGGCACCGAUGGAUCUACGUCCAGAGUGUGUCCCAGUUGCAAGAAAGCUCUUAGCAAUGGACUUAAAGCUAUGCUCACUAAACCGUGCGGUCAUGUCAUCUGUUCGCCUUGCGUUACGAAGUUUAUGACUCCACAGGAUACGCCUGACCCCCAUGCUUCCAAGGAAGAACAGGAAGCUCAUCGGAAGGUAUUAUGUUAUGUUUGCGAAACAGACAUUACGCCAGAUGCCACUAUAGAGAAAGCGGAUGGAAAGAAGAAAUCUAAGAAGAAGGAUAAGGAAGGUAUCAAGCCUGGUAUGGUGGAGAUCAGCUCUGAAGGAACGGGUUUCGCAGGCGGCGGCGGUAAUGUGGCUACGAAGAAGGGAGUGGCAUUCCAAUGUUGAAUGCUGCG
Molecule: messenger RNA, 1130 nt
Organism: Penicillium pulvis
Lineage: Eukaryota; Fungi; Ascomycota; Eurotiomycetes; Eurotiales; Aspergillaceae
Product: putative RING finger domain protein
Exons: 3
Coding region: 1-1122 (373 amino acids)
Cellular component (GO): nucleus
Molecular function (GO): ubiquitin protein ligase activity
Source: RefSeq, a predicted model, not a curated record